AUGCGGUCUGCCAAAAUGUUUGGUUUUGAUGUUGAGGUUGGUUUGCCAUCAAAUUUUAGUACAUCUCUAGGUGUUGGGUGCUGGCUCUCUAUGGACUGGGGGAGACGUUGCUAGGUAUCCCGGUGGGGGGCAGAAAAUUCGUCUCCUAAAGGAGGCUUUAGAGGCAUACGCAAAUGAUUCGGACACAAUAGUUCUCUUUUUGGACAGGUAAUUAUGAGGUUUCAGAAACGGUUAUUUUAACCCUUUUGUUGUUCACACUUUACUCUCUUAAAUCAGUGCACGCCAGCUCUCCACCUUUGUCAUUAUUUUUGAAUAAAUAUAUUUGCAUGCCGAUUAUAUUUUAAGCUUUAAGUUCCAUCCUGCAUGUUCCCUCAAUUACAUUUUAGGGCUGUUUCAAAAAUUCUUCGCGUUUUAAUCUUUGCACUUUACACAAACGUACGACCACUUUGCUCACCCAGCCUAUAUACACUAAGGACAGAGUUGUAUUCAUCGAUAGAAAAAGGGGUUCUCUGUACAUCCGAUGCGCUGGUUGUUGUGUAGUUUGCCAUGGCGAAACUUGGAAGUCUGCCUCCACCCGUAUGCACGUGCGCCAGCCAGGCGUGAGUAGACAAGCUCACAUACCCGACUGACCAUGCACACACUGGAUAUAUGUUUGCAUCUAAGGGGACUCACAUCGUUGACCCAUGAUCAAAAAAGAUUCAUUACCUAUUCCUGGAGGCAUUUACUCAGAUGGGGCAUAAACCAGUAUACCUAUCUCUAUGCGCACAAGAAGUAGACAAGCGCAAAUUAUUCUGGAGGGCUGUCGCGAUGCAGUAAAUGUUCAUUGCCUCGGGCACCAGUCACCGCCAUUCGUGUUAUUAAUACACAAGAACGGCUUACUUGUUAGUCUUGAUUCAAAAAAGGUUCUACAUUUGACUGAAUUUUGCGGCUGUCGCAUGCAUUGGAUUGUAUGUGGCUUUCAAAGCAACAUGCCUAUUAGUGCCUCAUUAUCUUGGUGCACCGCACCCAUGGAUUUACGGUUUUUAUUCCUUCCGCAGAAGCCUACGGUGCUAGGUUCCUUCCUUGCAAAACGUAUGCUCGGUAUUUCUGUGGCUACCUGGAGUAGUAUAUUUUUGUCUUCUUCCCACCAACCGGCAUUCGUACAUAGAGAUGGAGGAAAAUUGUCUGAUUCGACCAUUAUAGCCUGCAUUACUACUGGAAUAUUCGAUUUGUUGACAAAUUCUAUUAAUAGCGCAUCCAGUUUUUCUGUAAUGAUCUCGAGUGCACUUUAUAUUGCUUAGUCACUUUCGAGAGCAUCCCGUUUUCGAGCAGAAAUGAAAUACCUCUACAAACUCUUCUCCCAAAAUGGGUACCCACAUAACUUUAUACGUUAAUGUAUGAGGCACCAACAACUCAAGGAAAAAGGUAUUUCCAAUGCUACGGCCGCUCAGGCACCAAAACCAACUCCAUGGCGAACUCAAUCAUACGUCAAAAAUAUACCUGAACUAGUCGAAAUACAAUUGAAAAGUACCAGAUACACGUAGCACAGCAGCCGGCAACUACCUUACGCACACAGCUUGUACACCCUAACGACAGGGUUGGCCAUCUCGAAAGAAAAGGUGUUGUCUACAAAAUCCCAUGUUCUAUUCGUGAUGCCGUUUAUUAUGGCCAAACUGGGAAAUCUGUCUCAACCCGUAUAUAUGAGCAUCAGUUAUCGGUGAAGAGACGCAACCAUAUAUCCCAGGUGGCCAUGCACACACUGGACACUGGACAUAAAUUCGCAUGGGAAAACACUCGCAUUGUUGGCGCCUGCCCAACAAAGAGAUGCCGCGAAUUCCUGGAGGCAGUGCACUCAGAUGUGUCAUGCAUCAACCGGCAUAUCGAUUUAGAUGCCACAUACAAAAUCGUUAAGGACUGAUUCAAACCGACCCAACCAAUGCCGAGAUGAUGACCUUAACCAAUCAUAGAGUCCUUUUGCCAGACUCAGUCUAGAAGUUAAUUGUUUUUGCACGCCCGUUGUCUGAAGACGAACUGGGGAACCAGUCUCGAAAAUUCACAAUAAAAUUUUGCUGUUUCCCAAAUAACUUCACCUUUCUAACAAAUUCUCUUAUACGUAAAUAGUCAACCACGUUCGUAAAAUGUACAGGUUAGGUAAACAGCGCAUUUGUAGUUUUUCGUUUGAUCUACAUCUGAUUUUUCUUCUAUAAGUUAUUCGACGCUGUUCGUGUAUGAGAAAUUUCGCCACGUGACCGGUCUGGACCUCUGUGAUGGUAGCAGUACCUAUUUAUUUAGACUCUUAAUGUCUCAGGCACCUAUGAGCAAAGUCGAGAGAGUAUCCAUUGUGGGAAAAGUAUCUGAAAAGACAUUCUAUUUCUGCACGAUAACUUUUUGCCGAAGCAGUCAGUUUUGGUUAGCAGUGGCAAACUGUUAGCAAGCCCUCAGUCGCAUGACAAAUUAAGUUUACUCUCAUAAUAUUGAACGCUCUCUGAGUUUUUUCUGCUGUAAACCGACGAAUGCUAUUUUGAAUAUGUGUUCAUGCGCAGCUAAUUUUUACUAAGAAUAGUACCUACUCGUUCCGUUCUUGUAAAAGCUCGUCUGUCAGCCUGUAGUCGCUGCUUAUUAAAUUUUUACGUAGGUACAAUCUGGGGCCACUGUUGUGAUGACUCUGAAAAAGCUAUCAAAACGCCUUUCUUAUUAAAAGUUCUCGAUAUCCACGGCUGUGUUCAUUUUUCGUUAACGCGGGCUUAUUUUAACAUGUCUGACUCCCGUAAUACGCACGGAAGUUGCCAGUUUACUUUUUUUCUUAUACUGUCUUUUUAAUCGCAUAUUGUCUACAACUCAUUGUGGUUUUGCCAAUCUAGCUAUGAUGUUGUCUUCUUGAAUGACAAAGCGGAAUUUCUGCGCAAAUACCGGAAAUUCGAUGCAAAAGUUGUUUUUUCAGCGGAAGUUUACUGCUGGCCUUCUCCCUCGCUCAAGGUAAUUUUGUACAUUUAGUACACUUUUCUUCUUUCACCGUCGGUUAAAUGACGCCAGCAGUCAACUUCCAAAUUUUGCCCCUGGCUACACAUGUCCCUCCCGUUUGCCCACUAAAAUUGCAAAAUUCAUAAUUCGGGUUCCAAUCCAAACAGCUGUGGCUUAAAUGCAUUCUUUGAAUCUGAUACGGUAAACUAGUCUAAUCCGUUAUCUUUAGAAGAUCGGCCUUGAGAACACGGAGUAAAGCCAUGGCCCAAUUCUUUUUUUUGACGGGGUUCAGUUUGCCGAACGCAAACUUCUCGUUUUAUUGGUCUAAAGACUUCCGUUUGAGUGACAAAAGUUUCCGAAAAGCUUCCUACUGAAGCUGCUCGUAGGAAUGCACGCUAUCACUCAAAACCUUUGUCCCAGCAAAGCGGUCCAAGUGUGAUGUUUUUGAUGUUAACUUCUAAUGCGGUUUGUAACCAUUGGAGCAGACCUCCGAAAGUUGCCAGAACGUCAUGUACUCCCUCUGCUCUCUUUUAUGGCAACGUUAGAUUUAUAUAACGAGCAAUCUUAUAUCAUUCAACUCGCCUUUAUUUAUCUAUCGUUUAGGCCAACUACCCACCAGUUACGGACGGCGAGAGCCGUUUCUUGAACUCCGGGUCAUUCGUGGGUCCGGCGGCAUCUCUGCACAGAAUUUUAAGUCAUGCACCCGUUGCUGACACAGAUGAUGACCAGCUUUACUACACCAAAAUCUUCCUUGACGAAAAGCUCAGGGUAUGCAUUUGCACAACCUUUAUACUCACUUACUUUAACGUCGUAUUCGUCUUGACUUUUACACGCUCGAAGCACGUUCUGUCCAGAAACUACGAAAUUAUUCAUGUGAGUAUAGAUCCCGAGGAAGUAGUACACUUUAAAUACAUUCCGACAUCUUCGUUCCGGACGCCAAUGCGAUGAAUCCCAACGUCGAUGAAUAAUCAUCGUUUAAAUAGAAGGAUGCGGACUCUAAAUACUACAGCUAACAGUUGAUAAUUUUAUGCCCCAUUUAGCUGAAUUAUUAGUCUAAGUCAACUUAUGCGGAUUAUUCGAAAUUUCAUGUUUCUCAGUCAAUAUUUGUGCAGCAAAUGGAAGUAGAAGGCUGCAGUCACUCUCUGCUUGACUUCUUUUGUUUAUUUGGAACGUAUCCAGUCAUUAGAGGCGGUUUAGCCCUUAAUGCUAGACAUAAAACCUUUUUAAGAAUGGAGAACCAUAUAUUUGUCAGCCGAAGGGUUGUUUGCAUUUCCACUCUGUCACCCGUUCAGCCACCCUUUUUAACCUGGGACAAGUAGAAAGAUAGUCCUUGGGAAUUAAGCUAAAUAGGUCGGAUAUGCAAGCGAGCGCAAUGCGCUAAGCAUAAGCAAGGGAACAAAUGUUUGAGUGAAUGUGUAGACCAGAAACCUCUGCCGUUUUUGUCUUUUGAAACACAAUGUUCUGUUCAACUGUCAACAAUCUUUUACCUUAUUCAGAAAGAGAUAGACAUCGCUUUGGACACAAGAUCGGAAUUAUUCCAAAAUCUGAAUGGUGUUCUAGGUAUCAUGCUUGCCGCAACUGUUGCGCUUGGUAUCUCCUUAAAUGCCCUGCAUGUAGCACUUCCUGUACCUCAGGACUUGUAUUUUAUGUGCUAUUCAUAUUUGUGUCUUUAAGUGCCUUGAAAAGUGACACCAGCGGACUUUUGAUUGCUUGUUACCGGAUGGAAGCUUUAAUCUCCUACGCCCGCAUGAAGUCCUCACAGAGCGUUUUUGGAUAUACAGAUUAUACAUUCUCUCUGUUUUUUCCUUAAGACGACGUCCAAAUCCAAUAUGGAGAUGAAACCGGCUACUUGUACAACAAGAAAACGUCUACUCGGCCCGUCGUGGCGCAUGGAAAUGGACCAAUAAAGGUAGGACCUUUUCCUCGGCACUAUAGACGUUCUCUAACAGAUCGAGUUCCCUUGUUUGUCGGUUUGGCUUUGGGGGCCUUUUUGUCAUAUUCGACCCACCAAAUUCUCCCUCUUCCCUAUUGGUCGGGUCUCUCUUUCACCUGACUACCAUUUGCGAGCACAUUGCUUAUCGCACCAAUCGUGUGGCGGCGUCAUUCUAGUUGGCAUGCCUGACCCAGUUUCAAAUGCAUAUCCCUCAGACUGCACCGGACCCACGUUCGCUUUUGCUGGGCAUCACAAGCAAGCCCUGCAAGCUCUGCAAGCUCGGGUCAGCGGCCGGAUUUUGCGAAUGCUGAUUCACUAUCGCCUAAGCAACUGUUGACCAUUGCAGUAUUUUGGCAUUCGUGGGCGCUUCGCGUGCGCUAAGGGCAGGGCCGACACACGCCGGACCACCGCUAGCAUGGACUUACGUUCACAAGCGAAAAGUAGGCUGCCACCCCUUAAUGCAAAGAACAUUAGUCGAUCGCUGCGAUAAGCGUUCUCCGAGCUUGGUGUAUUCCACUGGCACAAUUUUAUGAUACCUUAUAUCCUCUCCAUUUCUACCAGAUGGCAAAUUAUUCGUCACUCCUUUAUCUGUCGCCCACUUCGUGAGGCAACGCCAGGGAACGGCGUCGCAUUCGACGCUCGAGCUGUCGCAUUGUAAUCAACAAGUCUGUAAAGGAAACAGGCGGGAAGGCGGUGACAAGCACAGUAAUUACAGAAUCACAGUCAUGCGGAUUAAUAGCUACGCAGCAACUAGUAGUGGUCGGUAACUCCUUCGCCAAACUGCCCACCGCCCCAAAUGAGGCGUCAUGGCAGGUGAGGGCCAGUUACUCGCCAAAACCACAAUGGGUCACCGAGCGGUCUUCAAGAAUGACAAUUGCGGUGCUAAUAUUGCCUCUUGUGAAUCGGAUGUGUUUUCAAAACGCCACUGUAGUGAACGACUGAUUCCCGACGUCGUCUACCAUUUAUUCUUGGUUGGACGAUUUUUCUUAUCCGGCUAGCUAUUUAUUUUGUGCGGUUAUUAGGGUUCCGUCAAAAGAAUUUUUUCCGACACAAGCUUUUCGACUGAAGGGCCACAAAAACAUGUGCGUGCGCACACAGGAUCAUUUACAACAGUGUUCCCGCACUCACAUAGUGUCGUGCGUCUUAAGCCGGUUGUAAAGGCGUCCCUAUAAUGACACACAAAACGGCCGCCGAUUUUCGGACGGUUCCAGUUGACUCGUGCAAAGGAACCUCUUUACAAUUGUUCAAUCUUAAUUUCUCUUAUUCCUGCCUUUUGCCUUCUAUGGUGCUGUCUCAAAGGUGCAAUUCAACUCGCUGACCAAUUACAUGCCAAGAAUGUGGACUCCCAACCGCGGCUGUCAGCACUGCCAUGAGGACAACAUCAAGCUGGAAGAGCUUAGCGUGAGUUUAAUACAUUUCAUCCGCGUUUUUACCGAUUCACCUUUCGUCAAUCUAACCCCGCUGUCUGUUUGAUCUGAGUUACGUCUGUGUUUUAUGUUUUUCAGCACUUGACGUCAGAGGUUUUAUGCCUAAGACCCAUGGUCGAUGGUUCUCAAGGUUGGAAAGGAUUGGAUUUCCUUUCGCCUCUGUGCAGUUGCCUUCAUUUUAUAACCCAUCCAAGUUUAUCCUGCGGCAAUGAAUGAUGCCUUGACGUCUGAUUUAUAACGGAGACAAAACGCCUUUAAAUCGGCGGUUUAACGACUACUAACAGACAAAAAUAUUAGUUUUUUUGCAAUAAAUCCUAUUUACUGUCGCCUCGGCAGCAGAUGUCCAGAUUAUCUGUUGCCCACUCAAAGCUACCUGCUUCGGCAAACCAUAUUUAGACGGAUCAGAUGUUUAGAGGAUUCUGAUUUUGAAGACCAGUUGUCGAGCAUACAUGUACUUUCGGCAAAUUCCCAUCGGGCCAGUGCAUUUAUAUGCGAACGGGGUACAAGUAAAACAUGUGGAAGACAAGCGAAAUCAAUUACAGUUUGUCCUUUCCCGUAAAUGGGUGUGGGGACAGGCAGGGGUAGGGGAGGAAUAAGAGACUGUGAAUUAGGAGGCACCGAGGCUUAGGCGGAAGUUGGGGGGAGGGGGGGGGGCGAUAGCGCGGAGGAGUGCAUGCAAUCAACCGACUUUUGUUUACGGUAGACGUGGGGCUUGUACGAGGUUCUUCUGUGCGUACAAGACCGGCUUUCGUAAGUUGAUGCCAGUCGCCUCUACUCUUGCCAGCAGACGCUUGCCCAAUAACUUAGGGUUGUUCGGUGGGACCUCAUUAAGCACAUGGAAUACUGCGUUGGGGGUCCACGAUGCGCGGAGUCAAAUAUGUGUGUGAGAAUGGCGCUGUUUAUGCAUUUAUCUUCGCCUUUUUCUCCAUCAUGCCGGGAGGUGUUCCCGUAUUUUGGAUACGCGUCUACCCUGACUGCAUCGGAGUCUAUUGCUACAAUUUUUUCAUUCGGGCUGCGCACAACUUUUCGCUUUAAACAUCUAAAUACUUCCCCUUCCCUAUUAAUUUGUAGGAGGACUUCUAUCCGGUUGUGCAAAUCAGCGCCUUCACCACCACACCGACACCCUUCAUUGAAGAUUUCUACAAGAACCUUGCAGACCUGAACUAUCCCAAACAUCGCAUCUACCUCGUCCUCUACUGUAACGUAUGUAAAUCUGCAUGUUGAUACUCCAGUCCUCAAAAUAACUAGAUUCUGAAUUUCGACUGAUCCUCUUGAUCCCAUGACGCACUAAUCGGUUUUGCUCAGUCCAUGGGAGUCGGGUUCCAUGAUCCUACUGUAAUAAUUUCAUUUUGAUUAGAGAACCAAGUUUCGCUAACCAAUGUUUGUUCUUAGUUGGAGAUGUAAAUUUCGCCGCUUCCUCGACGUCUGGGGAAUUUGCGAAAUACGCGUUCUCGAAGGGCUAGUAGAUUGGAGCAAGGAAAACUUUUUCAGUGGAUGUUUUGGGAAUGAUUUUCGCUUACCUGACAAGGGAGUGUCUCAAACGAAAAUUCAAACUGCCUCAUGCCCUUCCCCUCCCCGUUCGUUGAUCUUUCUGAAAUGGGCAGAAAUUCACCCGCUCCUUUCUGCACCUUGUAAUAGGUUGAAGAACAUUAUGCAACGCUUCUGGAGUUUAAUGCCACACACGCAUGGGAAUACAAAUCUUCUAUCAUACUCAACGAGAAAACCUAUCCGACAGAACUUGCUGCCAAAAAGCAGGCCUGGUAAGGGUAGUGUUUUGGUGUCUUACUGUUGAACAUCCAUGCAUUCGGCUUGUCCGAAAUUGGUCCGCAGUCGCAAACUUUCCUAUGGACACAUUUAAAUCCUUUGUCUCUCGGCAGGUCUGUGUGUCUCAGCUACGAAGACUGCGCCUUUGCACUGACCUUGGACUCCAUCGCUCGACUCACUAACAAGGACACUCUUUACCACCUCGUCCGAAUGAACCGGAACGCUCUUGCUCCCCUACUCUCCCGCCCUGGAAAACUUUGGUCAAACUUCUGGGGCGCUCUCAACCACGAGGGCUAUUAUGCCAGAUCGAGUGACUACAUGGACAUAGUUUUGGGCAAGCAACGGUGGGUAAUGACCCUGACACACGUCAUUAUGGCAUGUCAUUAUUGCAUUAUUGCAUUGCAUUAUUGCAGUCAGCUUUUGUAUGGUCCCUCUGAGGACAUUCGCCCUACAUGCAAGUACUAUACAAAGCACACUAUUUUAAUUCGAUUACCUUUUUCUCUCAUUGGGGCUGCUUUGCACGACUUCUAUGCGGAAGUUGGACCGGAAAUGUAGGCGAAAUCCGUGUUUCAGUUAGAUAUCACAAUUUCCGCAAGAAGGGUUUAACGCGCGCAUACAAAGUCAGCACUGUUAAACGGAAACCCGAUGAUACUAACGUUUUGGGUGACAUUCCAAAUACUGGGAGGUGCAGUCAUCGCAACCGAAUACUCUAAAUGCAACAUUUCCCUAGAGCCUGCCCAUCUCCGAAACGUUUGAUAUACCCACAUUCAUAUUCGCAGACCCUGGACUGUGCUCAGCUAAUUGGCAGAGAAACACAGUGCAAAUAUUUUGAAAUGGGACGUUUUUGUUCAGUGCAAUGUGUCCCUACUCCGGUUGAGAAGCAACUACAUUACUUCCUGUUUAUAUUACAAAUCGGCAUAAAAAUUAAGCUUCUCGAUGAUGCUGGUAUUUCAUACAGCUGUUUAAGAUGCGCUUUAACCUCUUCUACCCCUUGAAUAAGUAUGUGGGUGUGUUUAACUGUUAUGCCCAUUAAACUCUUAGUAAUUAGUGACACCUUGGUGUUCCGUGGGCAGAAGUGCGCAAUCUCGGUGUUUGCAGGCCACGGCUUCGUGUGUUUUUUUACUUUACAAAUUAACCAGACAUUAAUUAAACACCUGCCCCCCACUGAGUGCAGGUCUGAAUCCUUAGCUCUAAUAACCCAAGAGAUUGAUGACAGUCACUCACGAGCAGUUUGAGCCUUAUAUCGCCAGGCAAAUAAGCUUGGCGAUAUUUCCUUUGAUUCUUCCCAUAGCAUUGUCGGCCGUUGACAGGCCAGAGGUGCUGAUCUAACGUAGACCAUAAACGCUUUGACCGAGGGGGCCAAAUACCCCCUGCAGAAUAGCACUGUUUACGGCGGUAGGCUAGACGCUGGUCUUGUAUCUGCGCCGACUUCUCUGACCGGACGCAAUCACGACAUAAUAAUUGAACUGUUUUCAUGCUGCAGUUUGAGCAGAACCGACCUUCUUCUGCAUCGUAGCAUGAUCAACCAUGUCGUUGCAAGUAGUUCGUACAUUACAACUUCCUACUCUUCAGGGGUAUUUGGAACGUACCGUUUGUGAGUAGCGCUUACCUCUACUCACGUUGGACAGUUCGACAACUGGUGAAUCUGCCCAUCUCGGAAGAAGUGUUUGCUGACAUGGCGAUAGCGGAGGCAGCCCGUUCAAAGGUAUGCAUGUCCUUACUAUAUUGCAUAGUCCCCUUACUUUAAAAAUUAUUUGUUCUGCGCUCUACCGACUAGUCACCCUCUUUCCAAGCUUUUCUUGCAGACGCUUGUCACGCGACUUUUGUGACAACUGUUUAAUCACCUAACUGUGAUGUUGGUAUUUUGUGAUCGUCGACUCUCCCUUUUGUCAGUUACUGUCCUGUUCGGCAGCUCUUAUCACCUACGCUGACAAAUGUGAGGUUGACAGGAGGAGACAGAAAAACUGCCUAAGUCAGGUUUAGCACAGCCCAGCAAGACUACUAAACGUGGUAUGUUUACUGUGUAGUCACCAAACGUGUCACGCAGACCCCACACUCAUGAUAUUGACUAUGAUACUUUAAAAGUGCCGUAAGCCAUCGAACUCUAAUGGAGGUGCUUUGCGCAGACUUAGUUGCAUUGUAGGCGAAAAACCUUUUGCCGAAAAUUUGCUGAGGAACUUGAGUUUAAGCACUGCUAAGUUGUUUAAACUGUUUUCUAGUAUGCCAUUUCAUCCAAUUUCAUGUGCCUCCCUUCUCCAAUCUUGAUAAGUAGAUUUUUCGUUUCGAUUGGUUGCCUCGUUAGUAAAGUCAAGCAUAUGUAUAGUCGGGCAGUCGCAUGGCGACUGCAUUCGAGGGUUCUACUUUGAGCCCCUAGGUACAAUAGGAUGAGCACGUUUCGUAACCUCAUCAGUGAGCGCCCAUCUACCAUAUACACAUUUCGAAGGAAAUUAGUUCUUUGCGAAAGGUAACGAAUUUUAUUUUCUAUCAAAUGUUGUGUUUGACUUGUUCAUUCAGAAUAUUUUCCUCAUGGUCGACAACCAAGCAUAUUUUGGGCAUCUGAUCAACGCGGACUCAUACACAACCAAACAUCUCUACAAUGAUAUCUGGCAAGUGUUUGACAAUCCACAGGCAAGUUUCUUAUGUCUAAGUCUUCAUGUCCCCCAUUCAAGCUCACUAGUAACUAUUAUUCGUACUCUGCCCUUUUUGAUUUCCUUGGAAACUAAUGCGCGAACUUGAAAUCCCUCGGGGUAAAACUUUUUAGGCUCCCUCCGAAUGUUAAUAUCAGUAUUUGAGCUGAAAUUCAUCAGAUACUGCGGAAUAACCGCAUAAUAUUCACUAGCUACCGACAGGCACUCUGAAUAUUUGUACAUUCACACCUAUUAACUUUCCAGGUGUGAACAUUACCCCACUACUUUGCUGAAGUUGAUAUUACUGAACUCAAAUACUUCCAUAAAAAUUUGGUCAGGCGUAGUAGAUCCUGUCUCGAAGACUUUCUUCCAGUUUCCUCCCAUAAUUAUUGAUUAAGAAAACAGCAUUAGGAAACGCACCUUGGCCUAUACUGACACCAGGGGCAGGUUGGGGAGGGGAGGGGAGGUGGGAAACGGAUUGACUACUGCUGAUUGGACUAACCGGCGGCGUCUUCUCUAUGUUGGGUUGCUGUGGCUGCCCAAGUACCUAAACAGACUAGUGAGGGUUUUGAAUGUGUUUACUGCAGUUUUUUGGCGGAUUGAGGGUCUUCGGUCAUUGUUGGCAGUGUUCUUUUGCUUUGCGUCCGUGCGGUUAUGAUUUUGGUGUCCAACGGUGGGAUUCCGCGCCUUGAGUAUACGUUGGCUGGUGCGGCGCGUUGGGUGGGGUUCAUCACCACCCGAGUCUCGGUCUCGCAUUACUCCUGGUCUUCUUUGGCCCACGCGCUCAUUUACUUUAGGGGUCAGCAGCCCGCCAAUUCGUGCAUAACGGUCUACCACGUUUUUAUUGGAUUCCGAGCCAUUGUAACGAAGUAUUAGGGCUGUCCCUUUGUUGUUUUCCCUUCCCCCCUGUCAGCGAGACCCUGUAACUGAAUCACCGUUUAAUGACUCUUGGGGAGGCAUUUGUUUGGCAUCUGCAUAAAAUGGCUUCUCCAUCGAUGGGGGGUCUUCUUCUGCAUUGCAAAGAUGCUGAGUGUGCCGAUCGAUUCCGGGACCUGGAUAUCCUGAGGCUGUUCUUGCUCCCUCAUAAAUCCUCAGAAGACAACUGGCGUGGGGCGGCUGACUUUCCUCAUUCUGGCCCUAAAAGAUGUCCUGGUUUAUGCGCUGAAUAGACUUGGUCGCGACAACGAACUUCCACCAUAUUCAGCUGGAUAUUGAGAAGGAUGCCGUAAUUGUUCCCCGCCGAAUGUUAUACUUGUUGAAAUUUCUAGCUGGUAUUGGAGAUUUGAGCAAGUACUUCCUCAUCGACUGUGCCGUUCCAAAAGAUUAGACUUUACGGUUAAACAAAAUAAUCCAGAACGCCUUUGAGCUGUUCAGUUUCAAUGACUGCCGGCUCAUGUAUUGCACAAUUUACGCCAAUUCUGUUUUACUUUCAUCUUGUACUUAUUAACGCCCAGUCCUGAAUUUACGCACCCAAGACUAAGUGAUAAAACUUCAGCCGCAUGUCUGCUUUUGAGUGGCGCAAGGAUUUACAUUUAUUAGCCAGUUAGAGUCUUCCUGUUGGCUCAAUUCCAGUCGUUUUGUUACGCUGUGCGGUCAGGGCUUCAAUGCAGAAGGACGCGAAAGCAUCCGGUUGAAUCAGGGAGCGCCACUCCUACGUAAAGUGGUCAUACAUAGGUAAGCGAUAGUACGAGUGCGUAGGUCGAUGAUCCUAGGCUGCUGGCCCCAGUUACAACCCCAGGUCGUCCGGCCAUAGAAUUUAGGUUGUCUGUUUUGUCCACGAACCUUUUUCGACUAACGUUGACAUCCAAAUAAAAUUCGUCCCUUUAAAGAAUUCGGCACGUGAGUGUAUGCAGGGUUUAGUGGCAUACGAAAUUAUGAGCGAGCUGCAACUCUUUGCAUGCAAACUAUACCUAAAGACAAGCGAUAUGCAUUUUUUCGUCCUAGGAAUGGGAAAGAAAAUACAUCCAUCCUGGCUAUUUCGAGUUCGUGAACGCCUCAAAAGAAAUGUUUGAGCAACCCUGUCCAGAUGUCUUCUGGUUUCCCUUCCUUUCGGAACGCUUCAGCAGGGAAUUAAUUGAAGAAUUGGAACAUUUUGGCAAGUGGUCGGACGGUAGCCCUUAUGAUCCCCGUCUGGAUGGCGGUUACGAGAAUGUGCCCACAAUUGACAUUCACAUGCGUCAGAUUGACUGGGAGGAACACUGGAUACACCUCAUGCAGACAUAUAUAUAUCCCCUUCAGAAAAGUCUCUAUGAGGGCUACACCGACUUGGUGAGUUGUUGAGCACAUGGCUGCCUUCAAGAUCAGUUUUUCACAAUGUCGGGCUAGAUUUUUGAGUCCUAAUCUAGACCAGUUUAGAGGUUAGAACAAAAGGAAUUUUUAUCCGUAAAUGGUUGUAAUCAUGGUCGUUUCUUGUUUAAAAUUUCUAGCCGACAGCAAGAAUGAACUUUGUAGUACGCUACAAGCCGGACGAGCAACCUUUGCUGCGGCCUCAUCACGAUGCCUCGACGUAUACUCUGAAUAUAGCGCUAAACAAGCCUGGACUCGACUACAAGGUGAAUGUUUUUCUUGCCUUUCUGUCGAUUGCAAGAUGUGUGCAUUAGCAUGACCGAGAUUUCGACUAAGAAAUAGUCGAUUAUGAGGGGGAGUUUCGAAGUGGAAAUGGGAGUCCAAUUGUUUAUGAAGCAGCCGUAUGUAUUCAUCAAUAGACCGGUCUGUUCUGUCUUCAAAGAACAAUAUAGGUUAGUUUUGGAACUCGUUAUUUGGAAACCGUGAACUGUACUAGGUGCAUUUCCGCCUUGUCGUCGCAUUCGCGUUCGUGUGCGCAUGCGUCUAUCUGAUUCGAAAACGUCGUUAAGCAGAGGGACUUGGCUUAAACAGAUUAAUCCAUCGUUGGUUGAAUUAUCAUGAAUCCUCAGGGGUCCUGUUAGUGAAUGAACCUUAAACGACACAACCGGAGCCGAGGCGUGUUUAGCAGUGCUGGAUCGGUCGUCGGAGGCGACAAGGCCAUCCUCCACCUCUCAAGGUGAGCGCAGGCGUGUUAAUUUGCUUCCAGUGAAGCAGACAUGCGUUGAAUCUUAUCUUCCCGCACCCACGGCGCCCCAAUGGCAAGACGAAGUGAAGACGACCGCAACUGGGCGUGUAUACAAUGAGUAGAGUCCUGAAAAAGCUAGACAAACCACACACGCGUUUCCCCUAUGACUUGGUCCACACCUGCUUCAGGGAGUCUAAAAUCCCACGCAAGUAGGACAACCCAAAAAGGGCACAUUAAGAAGGAGUCAUUGAGGCCUAACUCUCGUUUUGAGUAAGGCCGAAUUAUUCCGUCAUCUGGCAGCCUCCGAAACCAGAACUCUUAGUGCGCCGUGAUAGGUUCAGGCGCCCCAUGUUUGUUAUAGUAAGAAGAGCGCCCAGUUGUUAUGAGACAGGGUAUGCCAGAAUCAGCCUCGUUCUCUCUUCCCUCUCAUGCGCCGGUAAUCCUGCCGGACCUUUUUGACUGUUUAGCAAUUAGAGAGUGAAGAUACCAAUGACUCUGUACGGCAGCUGCGAUGUAGUCAUCCUAAGCAAUGUGCGUUUGCGUGGUCAGUGCACACGCGGUAGUUAGACGGGGGCGUGAGUAAGCGUACGAAAGUGUCUGUCAGUACUAGUCUUGAGGAAUCGAUUACUCGACUAGCUGAAGCGUGCACUCUUGCGAUUGGUUGCCAUAGCUUGAUGUGGCUAGUUGCCGGACGCUGAGGUUAUCGGGCCAGUGGGGAUCUACACAUUUAACGGCCCAUGAUCAUUUCGGGUCGAUUGUUAAAACCUUGUUUGCAAUUUUCCCUGCCUCUAAGCGGAAGCCCAUGCUAGCUAGGCAGUCACUUCCCCGUGACGAGGUCCCCUUGAAAGUUCUUAUACGCUUACAUUAUUUUGAUCCCGACAUUAAGUUUUGUUCUGGAGUAACCUUUUUCCCUUCCCAUCUGGGGAUACCGUAAGCGAUUAAUAUAUUGCAGAAAAUUAUUGCGGCUGAGCAGUAGGCUGUAAAUAUAAGUUUCCUGUUCAUUUUCAGGGUGGCGGCGCAAAUUUCAUUCGGUACAAUUGCUCCGUCGUUGACAGUCGGGUCGGAUGGGCGCUCAUGCACCCGGGGAGGCUGACCCACCUUCAUGAAGGCCUUCCCACCACCUUUGGAACACGCUACAUUUUUGUCUCAUUUGUUAACCCAACUUAG
Spirometra erinaceieuropaei is the source of this 14889-nucleotide messenger RNA. The record is from the annotation of a GenBank genome assembly. NCBI's taxonomy places the organism in Eukaryota, Metazoa, Platyhelminthes, Cestoda, Diphyllobothriidea, Diphyllobothriidae.